This is a messenger RNA of Oncorhynchus gorbuscha (pink salmon), 3694 nucleotides long. RefSeq names its product protein kinase N2b (gene pkn2b). The transcript is spliced from 20 exons. Lineage: Eukaryota; Metazoa; Chordata; Actinopteri; Salmoniformes; Salmonidae. Bases 674 to 3583 code for a protein of 969 amino acids. Gene Ontology annotation, biological process: protein phosphorylation; signal transduction. Gene Ontology annotation, molecular function: protein serine/threonine kinase activity; small GTPase binding; ATP binding. The record is from RefSeq and is a predicted model, not a curated record.
AUGGACGAGAGUGGGUGUGUCGAAAGGAAAGUAAUGGGCGUGUGGAAAACACACUCUGCGACCAUAGGUUAUGGUAAUUUCUAGACAACUGGGUUAGUUUAGUGAUCUUCUUGUCGGAAAAUCGAAACUCUACAGAGUUCCCGAGUUGGGAUGACCGUUCAAAAAGAUUUUUCCCAGUCAGAGCUCGUUUUACCCCAGUUCCCAGUUGUCUUGAACGCACUGGAAGUCGGAUAUUUCCGAGUUCCCAGUUGUUUUGAAAGCUACAUAUAGUGUGUGAAUUUGUUGCUGGACUGGCAGACAACGUUCAAUCGGAACCGCGCAUAAAGUUUUUAAUUCGGUGUGUUUCUGAGGACGAUUUCAGGAUAGGAGCGUUUGCGUUUAGUAUUUUUAGUUAUACAUAAGGAGAAAACUACAAGAUAAUAUUUUGGGAUUGUUUUGCGGUUGAAUCUUUUUGAAAAGCCUACAAGAAUGAAGUCUAAAAAUAGAGUAAUGGGAAAGUUCCUAUGUUAAUCACGAAGAGAGGUGAUUACUGAUGAUUUCGGAUUUACGAAGUAGGAAUUCGUAUUUUUAGGAAAAUAUCCUGCAUAGGCUACGGGAGGAUUAAUAUUUUUUUCUUCAUAUGAGUGGUCCCAUAUCCUCCGUCCCGAGUUUUAUUCAAAGUUGAAAAACCAAGAUGGCGGCGGAUUCCCUACAGGGAGACGCCAGGAGUCUGGGUGAGAACCUGGACCUGUCAGACACCGUGGUGCAGCAGAGGUUAGAGGAGCUCAAGGACCACAUCAAGAGGGAGAUCAGGAAGGAGUUGAAGAUUAAGGAAGGAGCUGAGAACCUGAAGAAGGUCACCACGGACAAGAAGAGCCUGGCCUACGUUGACAACCAGCUGAAGAAGAGCAACAGGAAGCUGGAGGAGCUGCACCAGGAGCUUCAGGAGCUCAACGCUCACAUCGUGGUCAAGGACCCAGAGAUCCUGCUAGUUCCCGGCUGCCCUCUGACCCCAGACACCCCCAGCAGUGAGUCCAGAAUGUGCAGUAGCAGACUGGGGGCUCUGAAGAAGCAGAACGACAUUGAGCUAAAAUGCAAACAAGGAGCUGAGAAUAUGAUUCAAAUGUAUUCCAAUGGAUCCUCCAAGGAUAAGAAGCUGCUUGCCACUGCUCAGCAGAUGCUGCAGGACAGCAAGACCAAGAUAGAGUUCAUCAGGAUGCAGCUCCUCAAAGCCAGCCAGACUGGUGAGACCAACUACAGCGAUAACGACGUCUCUGUGUCCAAGCCCAUCAUCAGUCCUCUGGACCUGAGACUAGAGGAGCUGCGACAUCACUCCAGGAUAGAACAUGCUGUAGCUGAUGGAGCCCAGAACGUCAUGAUCCUGCUGGGCUCUUCUGGGAAAGUUACGGAGAAGAAGGCCCACUCUGAGGCUCAAGCCCGGUUCAAUGAGUCCAAUCAGAAGUUGGACCUGCUGAAGUUAUCUCUGGAGCAACGGCUGAGCGAGCUGCCUAAGAACCACCCUAAGAACCUUCUCAUCAUGGAGGAGUUAGCCAUGGUGGUGUCCCCGCCACUCAGCCCACGCCAUAGCGUUAUGUCUACAUACAACCAGUACAGCACGGUCACCAAGCCUGCUGCACUCACAGGUACGUUGGAGGUGCGUCUGAUGGGCUGUCAGGACCUGCUGGAGGACGUCCCAGGUCGCUGUAAGACCCCCUCAGCCUCCCACCCCGGCUGGAGCCCCAGUGAACAGCGAUCCUCAUUCAUGUCCAGAAGCAACAAGAACAAAGGAGCCAGCUCACGCAACCUCUCCAAGACCGACGACCUGUCCAACGAGAUCAGUGCUGUGCUGAAGUUGGACAACACUGAAGUGGGACAGACCAGCUGGAAACCAGUCAGCAACCAGUCCUGGGACCAGAAGUUUACAUUGGAACUAGACAGGUCUCGUGAGCUGGAGAUCUCAGUCUACUGGAGAGACUGGAGAUCACUGUGUGCCGUCAAGUUCCUUCGCCUGGAAGACUUCUUGGACAACCAACGACAUGGCAUGUGCCUCUACCUGGAGCCUCAGGGGAAACUGUUUGCUGAGGUUACAUUUUUCAACCCAGUCAUUGAGCGGAGGUCAAAACUUCAAAGGCAAAAAAAGAUCUUCUCCAAACAACAAGGGAAGACGUUCCUGCGUGCCCCUCAGAUGAACAUAAACAUCGCUACGUGGGGUCGGCUGGUGAGGAGAGCCAUCCCCUCUGUCAACAACUCCUUCAGUCCAGCUCAGCUGCCAGACAUGGGGACAGAGCUCGGUCCUGAGUCCCAGUCCAUCCUGCACCUGGCCUCCCCCAGUGACCUGAUAGUGACCAAACUGGAGUUUGGCAAAGAGCCCCCACUUCCCAUGAAGCGCCACACUGUGGCUUCUAUUGGAGAGCCCAUUCUGGAGAGCAGUAUUGCAGACGGAGAGAAAGUACAGGAAGCCAUGUCUACAUUUGACUUCCUGAAUGAGAGCAGGAACAGUAUGUUGAAGUGUAACCUCGACGACAGUGUUAUUGUAGAGCAGCCCAAUGAGAGGUUACCUGUCCAACUCACCACGGAUACCAGGGAGAAGGAAGACUUCCAGUUCAGUCUCAUAGACUUUAAAUGUGUGGCAGUCCUGGGCCGAGGACACUUUGGAAAGGUGCUCCUGGCUGACUAUGAAAGUACUGGGGAGAUGUUUGCUAUCAAGGCCCUGAAGAAAGGAGACAUCGUAUCACGUGAUGAAGUAGACAGCCUGAUGUGUGAGAAGCGUAUCUUUGAGACUGUGAACAACGUCAGACACCCCUUCCUGGUCAACCUGUUUGCGUGCUUCCAGACAAAGGAGCACGUGUGCUUUGUCAUGGAGUACGCGGCUGGUGGUGACCUCAUGAUGCACAUACACACAGACGUGUUCCAAGAACCUCGGGCAGUGUUCUAUGCUGCUUGUGUUGUCUUGGGAUUGCAGUAUCUUCAUGACCAUAAGAUUGUAUACAGAGACCUGAAGCUAGACAACUUGUUGCUGGACACAGAGGGAUAUGUGAAGAUCGCUGACUUUGGCCUAUGUAAAGAAGGGAUGGGCUAUCAGGACCGUACCAGUACGUUCUGCGGUACUCCUGAGUUCCUGGCCCCUGAGGUGCUGACAGAGACGUCAUACACACGGGCCGUGGACUGGUGGGGCCUAGGGGUGCUCAUCUUUGAGAUGCUGGUGGGGGAGUCCCCAUUCCCUGGAGAUGACGAAGAGGAGGUGUUUGACAGCAUCGUAAACGAUGAAGUCCGCUACCCACGAUUCCUCUCUACCGAAGCUAUUUCCAUCAUGAGAAGGCUGUUGAGGAGGAACCCAGAGAGACGUCUUGGGGCUGGUGAGACAGAUGCAGAAGAAGUUAAGAAACAUCCGUUCUUCAGGAGUGUGGACUGGGACGGUCUACUGGCUAAGAAGGUGCGGCCAGAGUUCAUUCCCACCAUCAAGGGUAGAGAGGACGUCAGUAACUUUGACGACGAGUUCACCUCAGAAGUACCAAUCCUGACUCCGCCCCGGGAGCCCAGGGUUCUGACAGCCAAGGACCAGGAAAUGUUUGCCGACUUUGACUACAUCGCAGACUGGUGUUAGCCAAUCACCAGCGUCCUGCUCCUCCUCAACACUACUACACCCUCCCUAACACUGUGAACUGUCUGUAACAGAGACCAACAGCAAUAUCAACCCCCCUAAGGAUAUCAACAA